GUGGUCGUCAUUUCAGGAAGUGGUCGCUUGAAAGGACGAAACAUUUCACUUUCUCCAAUAUGAUCAUUAAAAGAGAGAAAAUGUUUACAGUAAGAAGGUAGUCGUGCUUUCAGCAACAUUAGCGUCAGCUUAAUGAUGGCUUUGCAGGUAUCCCACAGGGAUGGAAAUGUGGGUCGAAUUUGUCGCUAAUUCAACUUUUCAGAUAUGUCAGCUAUGAGACGUGCGGUGGACAGUAGCUGGUUAUUUCACUGUAACAUUUCGAGAACAGCAGUUUCCAGAUUUUUCAAGACCUCGAGCAGCUGCGGAACUGUCAUGCCCGCGUGGGUGAUUGAUAAAUACGGAGCCAAUGAUGUUCUGCGCUUCAGCAAAAAUGCCAGCUUCCCGGUCAUCCACUACCCCAACGAGGUGAUCGUCAAGGUGUUCGCAGCAGGACUGAACCCGAUUGACGUCAGCAUGAGAGGGGGCUAUGGUGCUGCCACCCUGUCCAUGAAGAGAGACCCUCUCAAUAUUAAUCAGACGGGCAGCGAGUUCCCGCUCACCCUGGGGAGAGACGUGUCUGGCGUCAUCAUGGAGUGUGGCCUGGAUGUGAAGUACUUCCAAGAAAGAGAUGAGGUGUGGGCCGCCAUCCCACCUUGGAAGCGGGGCAGCUUGGCUGAGUUUGUUGUGCUGAGUGCCAAUGAGGUGUCCCUGAAACCGAAGACCCUGAGCCACACGGAGGCCGCCGCCAUCCCUUACGUGGCGGCCACGGCGUGGUCGGCGCUCGUCAACACGGGAGGGCUCACCAAAGACAACUGUGCCAAGAAACGUAUUUUGAUCCUCGGAGGGUCUGGGGGAGUGGGAACAUUUGCCAUCCAGAUGCUGAAGGCGUGGGGAGCCCACGUGACCGUGACAUGCUCCCAGAAUGCCGAGCGUUUCGUCAGGGGGCUCGGAGCGGACCGUGUGGUGGACUACACGGCCGGACCCGUUGAGGUGCCGCUCGCUGCCCUGAACAAGUUCGACCUGAUCCUGGAUAACAUCGGGGGCAGCACAGAAAGCUGGGCGCUGAAUCUGCUCAAGCCCUGGAGUGGCGCCAAGUACGUCACCCUGGUUACGCCCUUCCUCCAAAACACUGACGCUCUCGGGGUCGCCGAUGGUAUGCUGCAGAACGCCGCCACUGUGGCCGGGAAGGCCCUCAAGCACCUUGUUAAGGGGGCCCACUACCGCUGGGGAUUCUUUGCACCGAGCGGUCCAGCACUGGAUGAAAUAAGGGAGAUGGUAGAUGCAGGGCAGAUCCGCGCCGUUGUCGAAGAAACCUUCAGCUUUGCGCAGGUUCCUCAGGCCUUUGCGAAGGUGGAGAAGGGCCACGCCCGAGGGAAGACCGUGGUCCACAUCAACAAGGGCAGAUGAUGUGGAGCACAAACACGAUCUCGUCAACUCCAUUAAGCGCUGAUGUGUUUCGCUGCUGAAGUUGAGCGUAAAGACUGUUUAAACCUGCUAAAUGUUGGAAAAGGUUUCAUUUUUCUCGUCCGAAAUAAAUGUUCAUUUUAAAUCCUGA
Molecule: messenger RNA, 1534 nt
Organism: Phyllopteryx taeniolatus (common seadragon)
Lineage: Eukaryota; Metazoa; Chordata; Actinopteri; Syngnathiformes; Syngnathidae
Gene: rtn4ip1
Product: reticulon 4 interacting protein 1
Exons: 9
Coding region: 205-1386 (393 amino acids)
Cellular component (GO): mitochondrion
Molecular function (GO): oxidoreductase activity
Source: RefSeq, a predicted model, not a curated record